This is a messenger RNA of Myripristis murdjan (pinecone soldierfish), 3306 nucleotides long. Its product is annotated as peroxisomal succinyl-coenzyme A thioesterase-like. Gene Ontology annotation, biological process: fatty acid metabolic process; acyl-CoA metabolic process. NCBI's taxonomy places the organism in Eukaryota, Metazoa, Chordata, Actinopteri, Holocentriformes, Holocentridae. The transcript has 11 exons. The record is from RefSeq and is a predicted model, not a curated record. Bases 225 to 1637 code for a protein of 470 amino acids. Gene Ontology annotation, molecular function: fatty acyl-CoA hydrolase activity.
UGACGUGGUGGCCGCUUCCCUCCGCUGGUCUCUCCGCCUGACCUGUUGGCUCUCAGCUACUUCGGUGUAUCGGCAGAAAGAAAGUCAUUUUUGUAGUCACUACAGGCUGUAUCCGCUUGACUAUUCAUUAACUGAGAAGAGGCAACCUUUAUCACCUCGACGUAAAGGGGCUCAAUGCCGACAGGGACUGAAACUGCCUCGUUUUCCGCUCUCGCCUGCACGACAUGAGUUGGCGGAGUUGCUUUUACUUUUUGCGGGCUGCACACAAGACAUUGUACACUUUACAAGAGCAGUUAGGCUUAUUGGGCCGCUCCGGCAUCAGACCAUCAUCAACAAUGGCUCAGACUGUGACCCCAAUUCUGUCUGUUCUCCCCACACGGGGUCUUGUGGAUGAGAAGUUCAAGGUGGCGCUGGAGAAUCUGCCUCCUAGAUUUCCAGUGACGCUGCAUUCCCUUCAUCAGUCCGAGGACAAGGACUACUGGGAGGCCUUUGGCUACUAUGUCAGUGAUGACAGAGGCAGAGUGACUGUUUCUGAGGAUGCGAGUCUUGGGGGAACAUACAAAGGAGUAGAACCCAUGGGUUUGCUGUGGAGCAUGCACCCUGUUCCAGGCAGCCGGACCGGCCUCAGGUUGAGAAAGAUGGAUGUACAAAGCCCCAUGGUGGUGUUGAUCUCAGCGUACAAAGGACAUGCUUUUGAGGGCUUCAGGGAGCAGCCUCCAUUGGCCUCAGCACUCACAGAGAGAUGGUACAUGGCACCAGGCGUACAGAGGAUAGACAUCAGAGAGGGAGGAGUCAUAGGAACCAUCUUUAUACCUCCAGGUCCAGGACCCUUCCCUGGGGUGUUGGAUAUGUGGGGAGGGGGUGGAGGGCUGGUGGAGUAUCGUUCUGCCCUGCUGGCAUCCCACGGUUUUGUUUCUCUGGCACUGGAUUAUCUGUCCCCCAAGGUGGCCGUGGCAGAUGAUCAGUCCCUCGUUUAUUUUGAGAAAGCGUUUAAUAUCAUCCAGCAGCAUCCGCAAGUGAUCAAGGACAGAGUUGGGAUUUGCGGUCUUUGCUUGGGGGCGUCAGUGACUCUUAAUGUGGCAGCUUACUCCGAGUCUGUCAGUCCUCGAUGCUGUGUUUGUAUCAGUGGGAGCCACGUCCUUCCAGCUGCCAAGUCCCUCUCUUAUGUGAUAAAUGAUGGGUACAAACAUAUGGACAAGCUGCUUGUGGAUGAGCAGAACCGCAUGGUGUGGCGUCACGCAAUUCUUCCCAUCACCACUAACCCAGACGAGAAGCUGGAUAUGGGAAGGAUAAAAUGUCCACUGUUGCUGGUCAAUGGUGAUGAUGACCAGAGCAAGGCCACAGUGGAGUCUGCUGAGGAUAUAGCCAAGAUGAUGCGCGCAGCCGGCAACGAGCAUCUGCUCACCACACUCAACUACCACGAUGCUGGACAUCUUAUCGAGCCUCCAUACACACCCCACUUCAGAGCCAGCAAUUUCAUAAUACAACACCUACAACAGAAAGUUUUGGUACUAUGGGGAGGAAAGACCAAACCCCAUGCAGACGCUCAGGAAGACUCUUGGCAGAAGAUCUUGUCUUUUCUGCGGGAGCAUCUGUACCCCUGUCCCUCGUCCAGCAUCCCCCAGGCCAAACUAUGAAGCUGUACUCCAAGUACAUAAGAGCAGAAACAACACACGGAGGAGAGCAACAGCUUCAGUGUUAUCUUUAUCGUCCACCAAGAUUCAAGAGUUUUUGAAAGUCACUGUCAUAAAUUGGAGCUUUAGGGGCUGCAUUUUUCCACACUAAUGAAUUCCAGCAGGACUUGGUGGCCUAUAGCUUUUAAGAUACUUUGAGAUAAUUGUGGUCCAUUUACCAAAAACCAUGUUGGAAAUAAGCUUCAUUGACUCAAUGAGUCAUUCAUGCUUGCACUUAAAAAAUAGCAACAAUACAUUGUAAUGAAAGGAAUGCAUAUGUUGAAUAAGUUUUGUGUGAAAAUUCUAUUUUUCUAAUGACUAUCUAAUAAGUCUGUGAACCUAGUGAAAUAAUGUUUUUGACAUAUUACAGAAUUUAAGCAUGGGCCGCUACGGCAGCCCGCUACGGUAACCGGAAACGGAUUGGCGCUCGACAUAUAAACCUGCCUGCCGUAGCAGUCCAUUCUACUACGGCACAAAGCACACUUUGAUGUAGCCACACAACGCCGCGAACAGGUGAGACGUGCAUAGACGCGUCACCAUGGGAACCAAGAGUUCAGUGAAAGGGGUGGGUACCUGUUGCCGACGGCUGUUUGCUUAACGAUUUUGACUGCUACGGCGAUUACGUCAUUGCAGCCGUACUUCCGCCUAGUGGAGCCGUCCUGAAAACCGUCCUGCUUAAAUUCCCUAUUGUGAAUACUCUGCUACACCCAGAACAAAGUAUCAAUUCUAUUUUUCCAACUUCUCAGUUUCUCAUUUAUUAACAUCAUUUUUUGUGCACAGUCCCCCAAGUAAGUCAAAUUUCAGAAUUCAUCCAUGUUGUAUGUAGCAGUGUAUUCAAACAUUGAACAAUAAAACCAUAAUUUAUCAUGAAUGUUUAACUAUUGGUUGUGGGAUUGCAUUUAUCAGUUUAUUAUAUAACAGCUUUGAACAUCACUCAGCCAAUCAGAACUGAGAACCAGGACUGUUUCACAGUGAGAAAAACAUGAAAGACAUUUAAAAAAAGACAGUGUCUCUAUAAUAAAUCACACUACAACUUGGUGCCUUCGUAAUUACCAUGAUUAUUGCCAGGGAGCGUUCAGGUUGCAGUUUGUUGGCGUGUUGAAAUCCUGCACCAUGAACAGGACAUUUAGUUCUCUGACCUUUGCCCCCAAAUCUUAUCCACCCCUCUCCACCGCAGUUUAAAUGUCAGAAGAUUUUGUAUCAGCUCAAUUAUUUGCACCAAAGUGUGAACUAUAUGAUUGGCCAAGUGCAUGUUGUUUUAUGUUUGAUUUGCUGUCCUAAGUUGUAGCUAUUACUUCUAUACUAUAAUAUUCUAUACUAUAAUCACCAUCAGGGGGCAGUAUAAGAAUGUCAAUGGCAAACACAGUCACACAUUUACCCGCAACAUAUAUGGUCUUGAAAGAACAGGUUAAAAAGAGAAUUAAUGCCAUAAUAAAGAUGAUGAUGUUGCUCAUAAUAUAUCUUCAAAAUACCUGUACUACUACUACUACUACUACUAACAACAACAAUAAUAACUAUUAUUGUGAUUAUAAAGCCACAGGGGUUAGAUCAUUGAUGAUCUUCCUGUAUUUGGCAGUUACACAACAAAUAUAAUAAAACACUAAAGUAUAGUAUUAAAGUACAGCUAAGAACA